Messenger RNA from Dictyostelium discoideum AX4, 2058 nucleotides. RefSeq lists its product as hypothetical. The record is from RefSeq and is a predicted model, not a curated record. Gene Ontology annotation, molecular function: gamma-glutamyl carboxylase activity. Gene Ontology annotation, cellular component: endomembrane system. The coding region runs from base 1 to 2058 and encodes 685 amino acids. The transcript has a single exon. NCBI's taxonomy places the organism in Eukaryota, Evosea, Eumycetozoa, Dictyosteliales, Dictyosteliaceae.
AUGGAUAGACUUAAUGGAAAUGUGUCGUCAACCAAUAAUAGAGGAGAUAUCAAAAGAUCUAUGUCUAAAGAACAAAGAAAAAAAUCAACAACAACAACAACAACAACAACAACAACAACAACAACAACAACAACCAAUUUUCCUAAUAAUAAAGAAACAUUAUCAAAACGAUUUGAUUUUAGAAAAAAGGAUAAAUCUAGUUUGUUAGAUAGAUUUUUUAUAGAUUUCAAAUUUAGUGAAAUUAAAAUUCAAUGGUUUAAAUUUAUAUUCUAUAUGAUGAUGGCAAUUGAUUGUUGGUUAGAGUUACCAAGAUUAUCAAAUUUUUGGAUUUCACCAACUUCAAGUUUAUUUACAAAUGCAAGUCAUUUUCCAAUUGAAUUUGAUGAUUUUAUAAAAAAUUUAUUAUCAAUUGAUUCUUUAAUUAAUGAAAAAUCAUUUUUAAUUUCAUUAAUUAUUGGUGGAAUUUUAUCAAUAAGAUGUGCUCUAUCAAUUAAUAUCAAAUAUUUUGAACCAUUUCUAUUGGCAUUAUUAAAAGGUUAUUUAGUUUUAUCAAGUCAAUCUGAUAAUUAUCAACAUCAUUAUUUAUUAGUUUUAGUUUUAUUUUUAUUAUCAACAAUUAAUUGGGAAAAUCUUUCAAACAAUAAUAAUAGUAGUAGUGGUAAUAAUAAUAAUAAAAAUAAUAAUAAUAAUAAUAAUAAUAAUAAUAAUAAUAAUAAUAAUAAUAAUAAUAAUAAUAAUAAUAAUAAUAAUAAUAAUAAUAAUAAUAAUAAUAAUAAUAAUAACAAUGGUUUAGUAUCAUGUUGGCAAUUAAAAUUAUUAUUAUUACAAUUAUCAGUAGUUUAUUUUUGGACAUCAAUUGCAAAAUUACAUUGGUCAUGGAUUAGUGGUUCAGUUUUACCAAGAAUGAUUGGACCAGAGUUUAGAGAUCAAAUAAAUCAAUUUAUGUUACCUUUGCUUGAAAGUUUAUUUUCAAAAGAUCAAAGAUAUUCUUGGUUAAAUCCAAUGAUGAUAGUAUCAUGUUCAACUAUUGUUGUUGAAUUGUUUUUAGUGUUUUCCUUGCACAUUAAAAAGUUUUCAUUAUUAUCAUUCAUUUUAGGCGUUUCAAUGCAUACAAUUAUGGGUUCUUCAGGUUUAAGAAUUGGUACAUUCUCUUAUUUCAUGUGCAUAUUUUAUAUCUUAUUAUUACCAAAUAAUUGGUUUACUAGUAGUAAUUGGUUUUUUAAUUUAAUUAAUCAAAGUAAAAAAAUUAAAAAUCAAAAUCAAAAUCAAAAUCAAAAUGGAAAUAAUUUUAAAAUAAUAAUUUUAAAAACAAUUAUUAUUGCUAUUGUUGGUAGUCUUUUUAGUAAAUAUAUAUUUAAAUUAUUUUCAACUCAUUGGUGGUUUAUAGAAUACUUUGAAAAUUCAUUUUUAUUUAUAGUUUUAAUUAUGAUUAUUCAAAAUUUAACUUGUUUAAUUGAUAAUAAAAAUAAUAACAAUAUUAAGAAACAAUUAUCAAUAUUUUUAUCAAUUUGUUUAUUGGUUGCAUUAUGUACAAAGGUUAGAAUUGAAUUUAGAUCAGCUUUUAUUGAAAGAGGUACAAUGGCUAUUAGAAUUAAUAAUUUAGAUGAAGCAAUUUAUAAUUAUCAAAUUGCAAAGGAAUUAGCUGAACAAGAAUGGCAAUUACCACAAAUUUUUAUUAAUCAAUCAUCAUCAUUUUCAAAUUGGUUAACAGGUGGAACUACUGAUGAAAAAAGUUUUGAAUUUAUUGGUGAUUUAGGUCUAUUUUUAGAAUCAAAAAAUAAACAAUCACAAGCUUUAGAAAUUUAUGAAAAAUAUUAUCCAUCCUAUCCAAAUAUUUUAAAGAUUCAUGCUGGUUUCAUACGUUGUUUAUCAAGUAAUCCAACAUUGAUCACUCUUGAAAAUAAAUUGAAACUUUGUAAACUAUUACCUGAAACGUUUUCACUUGCAAAUAAAACUUCGAAAUUAAUUUGUGAAGAUCAAGAGUGUUCAAGAUCAAAAGGACAUGCAACUUAUGUUUUAGAUUUAAUUAAAAAAACUAAAAAAAAUAUUAUUUGUUAA